Messenger RNA from Cryptomeria japonica (Japanese cedar), 4481 nucleotides. Its product is annotated as disease resistance protein RPV1-like. The transcript is spliced from 4 exons. The coding region runs from base 309 to 4274 and encodes 1321 amino acids. The record is from RefSeq and is a predicted model, not a curated record. Gene Ontology annotation, molecular function: ADP binding. Lineage: Eukaryota; Viridiplantae; Streptophyta; Pinopsida; Cupressales; Cupressaceae. Gene Ontology annotation, biological process: defense response; signal transduction.
CAUGAUUAUUUCAGCUCUGAAUCGACACUCCACUUAUCUCAAUUUCCACAAUUAAAAUGAUUAUUAAAAACAAGUUACACAUGUACGUUUUGCAGAUAUGCCCACAAAAAGCAUAUAACUAGAAAGAAUCGACAAUUGUCAGCUCAUUUCCAAGGUAAAUCUGCCUAUGAAAUUUCACAGUUUGUGCUUGGCUUUGCUUCCACCCAAUUGCAUUUGGACUUCAUACCCAUACUUUGUCUUUUGCAAUUUCUUUUGUGGCACACUCGAGUUCAUACUGUUAAGGUCCUGAAACUUGUGCAGAACAAGUGAUGGAGAUUUACACUCAGUAUCAACCUCCCACCAUCAAAAUCCCCUUCGAUGUCACUAAGAAGUUUCAUGUGUUUCUCAGCUUUUAUGGAAAAGAUGUGAGAAAAACAUUUGUCGAUCAUCUCUACGAAUCUCUCUGUGUAGCAGGGCUUCGGGUUUUCCUGGACAGUGAAGACUUUAAGAAGGGCAAAGACGUCGAUUCCACCUUGAAAAUGCCCAUUGAAACAAGUCAUAUUGUCAUACCCAUAUUUUCCAGAUUCUAUGCAGAGUCACCUUGGUGUCUGGAGGAGGCGGCGCGGAUGAUUAGAUCCAAUGGCUUCAUCAUUCCCCUGUUUUAUGAUGUGGAGCCCUCUGAUGUUCGCUACCCUCAAAGAAAUGGAGGUCUGUUCGCCCGGGCAUUCCAAAAUCAUUACACCCAUUUAGAUCGCCAGGAUGAAAAGACAAUUGAGGAAUGGAAGAAGGCUCUUCAUCAAAUCUCUUUUUGUUCUGGCUGGACAAGGGAAGCAGAAUUCGGGUACGAAGGAAGACUAGUGAAAAAAGUUAUGAAAGAUGUGUUGAAUACCUUCAAGAAUACUCCGCUGGAUGUCCCUGUGCAUCUUGUGGGACUCCAAACGGAUAUCUAUGACCUACUUUGCAGUCUAAAUCUGAGUUCCUGGGAUAGUACAGUCAGAGUGGGAAUCAGUGGCUUAGGUGGUGUUGGGAAAACUACCUUAGCGAAGGCUGUCUACAAUAAAAUUCAUGGUGGGUUUGAUGCCUGUUGCUUUGUCUUCAACAUUGGAGCUGCAGUAGAGAAAAACACCAGACUUGUGGACUUGCAGAGAACAAUUUUAAGGAGACUGGUAAAUUACCAUGAAGAAAUUUCAAGUGUUGAUGAGGGAAAAGCUCUGAUGAGAGAUCGAUUGCGAGGAGUUCGUACCCUUGUCAUAUUGGACGGUGUGGAUGAUAGAAGCCAAUUACAAGCGCUGAAUGGCGAUUGGUUUGGGUAUGGUAGUAGAAUCAUCAUUACAUCCCGAGACCAGCACAUACUAAAUCUUGCUAAGGUCGACUCUGUUCACAAAAUGAGUGGAUUACAGCAGCAUGAAAGUCGCCAGUUGUUCAGCUGGCAUGCUUUCUCAAGGCCAUUUCCAGAUUCCCCUGACGAAGAGAUUUCUACAAGAAUUGCCCAAGCCUGUUGUGGGAAUCCUCUUUCACUAGAAGUCAUUGGAUCACAUUUGUUUGACAAGAAGGAGUCCAACGAAAUUCAAUGUUGGGAAGAAAUUCUCCUUAACAUUGGAGAAAACCCCAAAAUGUCUACACUCCUUCGGGUCAGUUAUGAUGGACUUGGUGACAUUGAGAAGGAGAUAUUUCUGGAUGUAGCUUGUAACUUUGUAGGUGAGAAGAAAAGACAUGCAGUUAUUUUCUGGGAAGUUUUAUACCCAAAUAAAGUUCAAACAGCUAUCAAGAAUCUUUUGCUGAAAAUGCUCAUAAACAUCAGUGGCCCUCAAGAACUCCUCCAUAUGCAUGACCUUCUGCGGGAAAUGGGAAGAGGAAUUCAAAAGGAAGCUGACCAUAAUAGUAGACUGUGGCUUCCUAUGAGUACACAUAAUGCCUUGAAGAGAGACAGAGCAGAGAGAACGAAAAUGCUGGUUUACACAGGACAGAAUGAAAAUGAGCCUGUUGUCCUGCAUAACAUGCCUUCGCUGCGCUACCUAUUUUUGCAAAAUACAAAAGUGCUGAGCAACAUUGGGAAGCUAGCUCCAAAUUUGUUAUGGAUAAGAAUUAGAAAUUGUGAAUUUCUAAGUGAUAUAUACACAUGGUUAAUAUUAAGAAACAGACUCCAGUUUGAUGGCAGUUGGUCUCAAAUCAGGAUGUUUAGUCUAGAGCUGUGUGCAAGUCUUACCAGAACCCCAAAAACACUUAACAAUUCAGUGAAUCUUCAGUGCUUGAAUUUGGAGCAUUCAAGCACUAUCCCAACCAUCCCAAACUCGGUCGGCAACUUUUCACAACUGAAGCAAUUCAAUUUGGGCGGCUGUGCAAGUUUAACAAGCCUUCCUGACACUGUGGGCAACUUGAAGCAGCUAAAAGAUUUGUGUUUGAGAGGCUGUACAGGUCUCAAAAGCCUUCCCAGCACUGUAGGUAAUUUGGCUCAACUACAAGUGCUGAAUUUGUAUGGAUGUAGAGGCCUAAGGGUUCUUCCUAACUCAGUGGGCGAGUUGGAAAAACUCCAAGUGUUGAACUUGCAUGGUUGUGAAAGUUUACAAAGCCUUCCUUCCAAGCUUAGGAUGUUAAACUUCCAUGGUGCUCAGAUCUCGGAUGCUUCCAGCAUAUGGAAUCUCAAGUCUACAUUCCAUGGAGAAGUACCAAGUGUUGAUGAAGGAAGAUCUCUGAUGAGAGAUCGAUUGCGUGGAGUUCGGGCUCUUUUGAUUUUGGACGAUGUGAAUGAUGGAGAGCAGCUGCAUGCGGUGUAUGGGGAUUGGUUUGGGCAUGGUAGCAGAGUCAUCAUUACUUCCCGAGACCAACACAUACUAAACCUUGCCAAGCUUGAUUCAGUUCUUGAAAUGAGUGGACUAGGGAUAGAUGAAGGUCUCGAAUUAUUCAGUUGGCAUGCUUUCUCUGGCGCACUCCCAGAGACACCUUACCAAGAGCUUUCUAUAAAAAUUGUGAGUGCCUGCCGAGGGCAUCCUCUUGCAUUAGAGGUCAUUGGAUCACAUUUGUUUGAUAAGAGAAAGUCAAACGACAUCCGAUGUUGGGAAGAAGCUGUCCAUAACAUUGGAGAAAAUCCAAGCAUAUCUAGAAUUCUUCAAACGAGUUAUGAUGGACUUACCCAUGUCGAGAAGGAAAUUUUUCUGGAUACAGCUUGCUACUUUGUUGGUGAGAGUAAAAGAGACGCUUAUAUUAUGUGGGAAGUUUUAUACCCAAAUAAAGUUCAAACGGCUAUCAAGAAUCUCUCGCUGAAAAUGCUUAUAGACAUCAGAGAUCAUGAUUUCCUCCAUAUGCAUGACCUUCUGCAGGAAAUGGGAAGAGGAAUUCAAGAGCAGGCUGAUAAUAAUAGCAGACUCUGGCCAUCUAUGGUUGGACAGAAAUCUUUUAACAAGGACAGAGCAAAGGAAGUGAAGAUGCUUGUUUACAGAGUAGAGAAUAAAAGAGACCCUGUUAGCUUGCAUAACAUGCCUUCUUUGCGCUACCUAUUUUUGCAAAAUACAAAGGUAGCGGUCAACGUUGUAAAGCUAGCUCCGAAUUUGAUAUGGAUAAAAAUUAGGGAUUGUGAGGUUGUAAGUGAUAGGCAUACAUGGAUGAUGUCAAGAACCCAACUCCAGUUUGACAGCAGUUGGUCCCAAGUAAGGAUCUUAAGUCUAGAGCAGUGUGCAUUUCCCACGAAAAUCCCAAACACGCUAGACAGCUUGGUGAACCUUCAACGCUUGUAUAUACAGCAUUGUAAGGAUCUCACAACACUUCCAAGCACAGUCGGUAACUUGUUACAACUCAAGGAGCUCAAAUUGUGCGGCUGUAAAAGUUUAAAACGCCUUCCUGAUACUGUGGGCAACUUGGUGCGGCUAGAAGUGUUGUGUUUGGGCGACUGUGCAGAUCUAAAAAGCCUUCCCAGCACUUUAGGUAAUCUGGCUCAACUACAAUCGUUGAACUUGGUGAGAUGUACAGGUUUAAGGAGUCUUCCGAACACAAUUGGCGACCUGGCACAACUCAAGUGGUUGAACUUACGAGGUUGUUCAGGUUUACAAAGACUUCCCAACACAAUUGGCGACCUGGCACAACUCAAGUGGUUGAAUUUGUUUGAAUGCUCAGAUUUGCAAAAACUUCCUUACACGGGGGGGUAUGUUAUCAAACCUUACAUUCUUAAACCUUCAUGGGUGCUCAGGCCUGGGAAGCUUUCAUCAUAUCGUUGUCAAGUUAGCCCAGCUGAGGGAGUCAAACAGAAGCGCCGGAUUGGGAAGCUUGGUGCAGAAGAAGUUUCAUGUCUACGUUGGUUUUAAUGUAGGCGCAGAGCAGGAAGGAGAAACAUUGAUGGGCCAUCUUCAGAAAUCUGUUCGAAUAUGCAGGGGCAGAAAGGAUGACCAAAGUCUUUGCACCGAGUCACUCCGUAUAUGCAGGGGCUGGGAGGAUGACCAAAGUAGAGACAUUAGCUGGGCAAUUGAUAGCAGUGAUAUUCUUGUUCCAGUAUUAUCAAGAGGCUAUGACCG